Molecule: messenger RNA, 1774 nt
Organism: Fimicolochytrium jonesii
Lineage: Eukaryota; Fungi; Chytridiomycota; Chytridiomycetes; Spizellomycetales; Powellomycetaceae
Exons: 7
Coding region: 230-1732 (500 amino acids)
Biological process (GO): mRNA splicing, via spliceosome; spliceosomal tri-snRNP complex assembly
Cellular component (GO): U4 snRNP; precatalytic spliceosome; U4/U6 x U5 tri-snRNP complex
Source: RefSeq, a predicted model, not a curated record
UGGGAUUGGGGUAAGAGUUCGCGUUUUCCCCACCUACUUGACGUUCCUGGAAUUUUCCUUUCCCAGAGGACUCUCCAUUCACUGCGACCAUCGGCAACCAUACGCCUCGGUCUACGUUCGCCGCAUAACACGUCCGCCAACCACGAAUAUCGCUCUUGAAGGCCCAUUACAUAGGGCUUCUUCUUUAUCGAGGCGGACAGUCUGUGCAUAUAUAUCCCGAAGGGCAAACAUGGACGAAGACUUGCUCCUGGACCUGGAGGAGCUGGGAGGAGAUGAGGAGGAGCUGGAUGAUCUCGAUGAUGGCAACGGCGACGACGAUGCUAUGGAGGUGACGGACGACCUUCUGCCUACAGCGGUGGCGGGUGAUGACGUUCGAGCAGUUGCAAAGCUUAGCGACUCGAAGCAGUUCAAAGACGCCAUGCAGAAAAUCGAUCAGUUCAUGAACAACCCACGGCCGCCAGAACGGUCGGCGGGGCAUACGGAAGACGAUCCGGAGUACAAACUGAUUGUUCAAGUGAACAACCUGACGCAGGAUAUUGACACCGAAAUGUUGAUUGUGCACAAGUACAUCAGGGACCAUUAUGCGUCAAGGUUUCCGGAGCUGGAAUCGCUUGUGCCCAACGCUUUCGCAUAUGCUCGCACGGUGAAGCUGAUAGGAAACGAGCUGGAUUUAACACAAAUAGGAGACCUGAAGUCGAUCCUGCCGCAGGCGACUGUCAUGGUCGUCACUGUUACCGCAACGACAACAAAUGGUCAGCCGUUGAGCGAAGAUGCCCUACAAAGGGUCCUACGUGCCUGUGAUACCCUUCUGGCUCUCGACGCCGCAAAGCAAAGGAUUCUGGAAUAUGUCGAAUCGCGCAUGUCGUUCAUCGCUCCAAAUCUCUCUGCUCUCAUCGGCAGUAACAUUGCUGCGAAGCUGAUGGGGCUUUCAGGAGGACUGAAGCAUCUUAGCGCCAUUCCGGCUUCUAACAUCAUCGUGCUGGGGAAACAGAUGAAAAUGAAUACAGGAAUGUCGUCCGUGACGCAGCAGAAGCAUCAGGGAAUCGUAUACACGACAGACUUGGUCGCAAAUGCACCGCAGGAGUUCCGACGCCAGGCUGCUAGAAUCUUGUCUGCCAAAUUAGUGUUGAUGGCGCGAGUAGAUCAGGCGGGAGCAUGCGCAGAUGGCUCCAUGGGGCGCGACAUGCGUGACGAAGUGCAAAAGAAGAUAGAAGUCGUGUCUCAACCACCACCCGGCAAGAACAUCAAAGCACUGCCGAUCCCAGAUGAAGGGCCCAAGAAGCGCCGAGCAGGAAAGAGGUUCAGGAAGGCGAAAGAUCGUAUGGCGCAGACUGAGCUUUCCAAAGCGGCCAAUCGCAUGCAGUUUGGAGUUGCGGAGGAUGAGGUCGGCUUUUCGACUGGGAUGACGAAGGGGUUGGGAGUCAUUGGGCAGCAAACUGGAAAAAUCAGGGCCAUGCAGGCCGAUGCUCGGGUCAAAGUUGGAGUCGCGAAGAAGCAUCAAACGCAGUUGGGCAGGAUAUCUGGCGGCGCGACAUCCGGCUUCUCCUCCUCGGUCGCUUUUACGCCGGUCAAAGGAAUUGAACUGGAGAAUCCCGAAUUGGCCGCACAACGCAUGGCGGCAACUAAAAACGACAAGUAUUUUGGAAGUUCUACCUUUGCAAGCGUGCUCAGUAAAAAGCGGUCGUUGGAAGAGGCAGUCGAAGCGGCGAAUAAGAAGGCAAAGCCGUCAUGAUCUCAAGGAGUAUAGAACGCGUACAGCGGGAUGGCGGUCAUC